Boleophthalmus pectinirostris (great blue-spotted mudskipper) is the source of this 828-nucleotide messenger RNA. It is a transcript of the gene ccdc172, whose product is annotated as coiled-coil domain containing 172. The transcript has 8 exons. Bases 1 to 828 code for a protein of 275 amino acids. The record is from RefSeq and is a predicted model, not a curated record. NCBI's taxonomy places the organism in Eukaryota, Metazoa, Chordata, Actinopteri, Gobiiformes, Gobiidae. Gene Ontology annotation, cellular component: cytoplasm.
AUGAGUCUGGACUCUCUGUUUCAGCAGAUCCUCCUGAGCGAGCAGCAGCUGGUCCAGCAAACACACAAGUUUAAAGAAGUGAAAGUCGCUAUUAUCAAGUGUAAUGAGAAGAUUAAAGCCGCCAAGACCAGGUUUGAAGAGGCUAAUCAGGAACUGGAUGAAAAGGCCCUGCAGCUGUCUGCCAUGAGACUGCAGUACAAUCUGCUUCAGCGGACAGAGGAGCAGAUCAACAGCCACAUAGAGGAGCAGAGGAGGAGCAGAGAGCACCUCACAGAGCACCUGGCGUCCAUAAAGCAGCAGGCCUCAGAGGAACAGGAGAAGUUUCUGGAGGAAAUCUCCAAGUUCAAUAGUGACAUGAGCCUCCAGACCAGCCCCUGGACUGUGCUCCACAACAGGAACCAGGAACUGGUCCAGGAGCUGCUCAGGGAGGAGGAGGAACUUCAAACAGAGAUGAAGCAGAUGAUCCAGGGCAGCAGAUACCUGAAGAGUGUGCAGGAGGAGAGGAGGGCUCUGCUGCUGGAGCUGCAUGGGUUGGACUCAGUCUGUACAGAUGUGGAAAAGGCGCUGACAGAAGCAGAGGAGCAGACUCAGGCUCUAACAGCCCAGAGAGCAGCAGUCAGCCAGAAGCCCCUCACUGACCCCAGCUGUGUCCGGUUAAGAGCGGAGCUGGACACUGUCAAAGCUGAGGAGAUGGAGCUGCUGAGGGAGGCACUCAGCUCAGAGAUCCUCUUCCUCCAGAAUACUCUACACUCACCAUCAAAAGCUGGUCUGAAUGAAGAGGAACAGGACCGUUAUAAGUUCUCAAUGUGCACACCCAGCAGUAAGUAA